Melospiza melodia melodia is the source of this 2149-nucleotide messenger RNA. RefSeq names its product renalase, FAD dependent amine oxidase (gene RNLS). Lineage: Eukaryota; Metazoa; Chordata; Aves; Passeriformes; Passerellidae. Gene Ontology annotation, molecular function: oxidoreductase activity, acting on NAD(P)H. The transcript has 6 exons. The record is from RefSeq and is a predicted model, not a curated record. Gene Ontology annotation, cellular component: extracellular region. The coding region runs from base 1 to 771 and encodes 256 amino acids.
AUGAGCACGACCCGCUCCGAUCACGGUAGCGCCGACCUGGGCGCGCAGUUCGUCACCUGCGAGCCGGAGCUGGCGGGGCCGCGGCUCAGCUUCUACGAGGAGCUUGUCACCCACGGCAUCCUGAAGCCACUGACGGCUCCCGUGGAGGGGCUGGUGGAGAGAGAAGGCUCCCGCAAUUUCGUGGCACCCCAGGGCAUCUCCUCGGUUGUCAAGUACUACUUGGAGCAGUCAGGUGCAGACGUGUCCUAUGAGCAGCACGUAACUCACAUUUCCCUGCGGGAUGGCAGGUGGGAAGUCUCCAGGAAAGCUGGGCCCCCGGAGCAGUUUGAUGUGGUAAUUCUCAGCAUGCCUGUCCCACAGAUUCUCCAGCUGCAGGGUGACAUUGUCAACAUAAUUAAUGAAAGUCAAAAGCAGCAACUGGAAUCUGUGAGCUACUCAUCCCGUUAUGCCCUGGGACUGUUUUAUGAGGCUGGCACGGGGAUUGGAGUCCCCUGGGCCGCUCGCUACAUCGCCGAUAAUCCCUGCGUGCGCUUCAUCUCCAUCGAUAACAAGAAGCGCAAUAUAGAGUCUGCUGAAAUUGGGCCCUCAGUGGUGGUGCACACCACUGUGUCCUUUGGCAGCGAGCACCUGGACUCAGACCCCGCCGAGGUGCAGCAGAUCAUCCUCAGCCACCUGCAGAGGGUUGUGCCCUCCCUGCCUGAACCCAGCAGCAUCAAGUGCCACAGAUGGAGAUACUCCCAGGGAUGCAUCAAGUCCAGGGCUGAGACUUGAGAACACAACCUAAGAAGAAGAGUGCUGCCUGUGCUGCCCUUUUCCCAGGAAUGUGGGCAAGUUUCUGUCCAUCUCUGGGGAGAAGAAAUUAAGCAAAACCUGCUGAUUAAUGCAUCAGUCCUGCAAAGUCCAGCAGAAUGGAAAAUUUCCCACUCCACCCUUUGGAGUCACAGGAACCAGGCCUCUCAAGACAAAAAACAAAAUGGGAGGAGGAGGAAGGUCUCAGUAAAGAGGAGAUUGUGAAGGUUGUGCCAUCAUCCCUUGGAGCAGUGAUUCCAAAGUAGGAUGCACGAGAUGAUCCAAAGUGCAGCAGGAGGAAAUGCCUGGAUGGCAGUAGCACAUUAUGUAAUUUAUAAACACACACACAAGUGAAGUCCAUGCUGAAAAAUGUUUUUUGCACAGAGGGGAGCAUAAUAAAAAGAAGUUUGGAGACCACUGACCUGGAGGAAUAGCCAGUCCCAGCUGGAAUUUCAGCCCAAAACUCAGCUGGGGGAGGUUUUGGUGCCAGUCAUAGGCUGCUUCCAGGGAGAAACAACGCGUCCCAAAAUUCCCUUUCAGCCUCUAAUGGAAUAACCACCAGCGCUGCAACAUGCAGCAAAAGCCUCUGAGAAGUUGCCAUCAACUCAUCACAAAAAAAAAACCAACGAUAAAAAAAGCCCUCAGUGGAUUGACCAGUGUUCAAAAAUACAUCCAAGGGAUGCUCUUGCACGUCAGCCUGCUCUGGCACGCUCCUUCUGCACAGGCUUCCAGAUGGUACAUCUUUUAGCCCUUCCUUUAUUUUAAGAUGACAGCCUGAGGCACAGCAGGACCAUCUCACUGCUUUAUUUGAGAGCAGGGAAAAAUGAAAGUUCUCCCAGCAAAAAAAGAGAAAUUAUUUUUUCUAAAAUAAUUGCAAGACAAAUAAUUCUCAGAUUUCCUUUUAUUCUUGUUAUUCUUCCCCACGCAAGGCCACGGUUUUCAGAGAGGCCAGCUCAGCAGAGAUUUCAAGGAGCCUCUUGGUGGUUGAUAGUCCCUGUAUUGCAGUCAGUGAUUCACAGAUUAAUUUAUUUUUUGAGUCUAAGUCAUGCACUCCACACUGGACAACUUCAAGUGCAACCAAAGAAAGCCUAUACACUAUAGAUCUAUUUAUUAGACAGUUUUCAAGGUUUUCCAAAAGGAAUCUGUUAAAAUGAUUUCACACCCUCUUUCAGUUAAAAAAAAAUAAAAAGAAAUUAAUUUCUCAGGGUUUGCUGUGGAAUCAAUCGAGUUCAGGAGGAAAACUUUAAUCUUGAUAAUUAUGUAUGAUUUAAGUGGGAUACUAUAGCAGGCUGGGGGAAAGGGUUGCAUGUCCAGCAGGGCUGUGAAUUGGACAAGCUGCUUUUCCUGCCACCAUGUCUUG